Messenger RNA from Osmia lignaria (orchard mason bee), 1140 nucleotides. RefSeq names its product ER membrane protein complex subunit 10 (gene EMC10). Gene Ontology annotation, cellular component: EMC complex. Lineage: Eukaryota; Metazoa; Arthropoda; Insecta; Hymenoptera; Megachilidae. The record is from RefSeq and is a predicted model, not a curated record.
AGAAAGUUGAUAAAUCAUUCUAAACUGUUCAACUUUAACAAUUAAUAUUUUAGAAUAGAAUUUGAUGAUACUUUAAAUUUAAGAUAAAACUGAAUAGAUCUAAAUAAUAACUGUAUAAGAAUGGAAAUAAUGAAAACUAAAUGUCAACUUUGUUACUGUUAAAAUUGUUUAUACCGUAGUGCGGAAACUUACACGUUGCUUUAGUAUUAACAAAUAGCUUGUAAGAAGAGAUUAACGUUGUAAAAUGAAAUCAAUUUGACUCUGUUUCUAUCCUGUUAAAGAUAAAUAAUUUUAAUAAUGUACAUAAUAUACUUCUGUAUAAGUUUGAUACUUAGCGUGUCAUCGGUGGUUCAGGGGAGUGAAUUAGACUAUGAUGGAUGGCUGCAUCUAAGACUAUGGCAUGCGUUCAAUGAUGAACCAGAACCCAUUUUCAUAGAACGUGGAAAUGUCACAAUAUCUAGUGUACGAAGUGGUGCAUCUGUUAUUGGGCAAAACGGAUUAUUGCAUUUACAUAUAAAUGAGUUGAAAAAUCUCGCCAAAAAUGAUGGGAAGUAUAAACUCAAGGCAGUAGCCCGUAUCUCAUCUGGAAAUGAAAUAACAUUUUUAACUUCUGUACCAGCGUGUUAUCUUCUUGGUUCUGAUCUUGAAGAUGUAAUAACAGUUUGGCUGGAUAGUGCAGCCGAACCAAUAGUUGUAAGCCUUUCCUCGCCUGGCCCAUGUAGUACAGAGAGUCCGUUUACAAACAUGUGGACAACUAACGUUGUUGUUAAAUAUCCUGAUGGUGGGCCAGUUCCGGACACUGCUACGUACAUUCAGAAACUUGAGCGUGAAAGAGAAGCAAGAGAAAGAGGAGAAGCUAAAGAUAACAGAUCUUUCCUUGCAAGAUACUGGAUGUACAUUGUUCCUGCGUUAAUCUUUGUUGUUCUAUCAUCUGCAACGAAUCCUGAAGCUGGAGGAGCAGGAGGUGGUAGUGGCCAGAGACAGUGAGGAGACCGUAUCAUUACAUCUGUGGGUGCGGGUAUUUCUCGAAGAGUGUUCGUGCGCGGAUCGUUUAUUUAUAAAAUUACAAUGUUCUUUCAUAAUAACAAUUGUAACAAUCAUAAUUACAUCUCCUGAAUAAACUCAAUGAUUUAAGUAAAA